Molecule: messenger RNA, 1230 nt
Organism: Seriola dumerili (greater amberjack)
Lineage: Eukaryota; Metazoa; Chordata; Actinopteri; Carangiformes; Carangidae
Gene: apip
Product: APAF1 interacting protein
Exons: 8
Coding region: 99-836 (245 amino acids)
Cellular component (GO): cytoplasm
Molecular function (GO): metal ion binding; methylthioribulose 1-phosphate dehydratase activity
Source: RefSeq, a predicted model, not a curated record
GUGUCGCACGUUGAUGACGUUUAGGUUAGCGGUAGCGUUUGCUGUUGUCACGUAGUUUACUUCAACCGCAGACUCAUUUCACAACAUAAUUGAGGAAGAUGUCGGCGUUGUGUGGCACCAGCAACGGCUUCCAAGAUGCAAGUCAAGAGGCCGCAGAGAAACAGGAGAGCGAGCAUCCCCGAGUUCUCAUCCCCGAGUUAUGUCGACUCUUCUACCAGCUGGGAUGGGUGACGGGGACGGGCGGAGGGAUCAGUCUGAGACGAGGAGAGCAGAUCUACAUCGCGCCAUCAGGCGUCCAGAAAGAGAGAAUACAGCCAGAUGACAUGUUUGUGUGUGACGUGGAGGAGAGGGACAUCAGCUGUCCACCAGCCUGGAAGAAAUUAAAGAAGAGCCAGUGUACCCCGCUUUUUAUGAAUGCCUACACCAUGAGAGGGGCACAGGCAGUGAUACACACCCACUCCAAGGCUGCUGUCAUGGCAACGCUGCUGUAUCCUGGCAAGGAGUUCAGGAUAACACACCAGGAGAUGAUCAAGGGGAUUCGUAAGGGCACCUCAGGCUCCAACUAUCGGUAUGAUGACACCCUGGUUGUGCCUAUUAUCGAAAAUACACCAGAGGAGAAGGACUUGAAAGACCGGAUGGCUCGGGCCAUGGAUGAAUACCCAGAUUCAUGCGCGGUCCUCGUCCGCCGACACGGUGUUUAUGUCUGGGGCGAGUCGUGGGAAAAAGCCAAGACCAUGUGCGAAUGCUACGACUACCUGUUCGACAUGGCUGUGCAGAUGAAGCAGUGUGGGCUGGACCCUUCAGCCCUCCCAAUGGAAGAAAAAGGAAUAGUUUGACUUUUUCUGCUGCUUUUUAAAGAGACAUUUGUUGCAGAAAGGUCAGUAGACUACAAUCAGGAGAGCAGAUUGUAAUCAUUUGCCUUUCACGCUGGCCGGCUUCAAAUUUGAUGAAAUUUGAUGGUGAGGGCAGAUUCAGGACUGAAGGAGAUUGAAUGCCUGUGAUCCGGAAGCACCUGGAGGUUACGCUGCAAAGCACUGUGGGACGACUCAUGAGUGAGCAGCUAUCAAAUCAACGUCCUCAGGUUCAAAUGCUUUCCUAUUCAAGUUUGACUGCACUGAAAUCAAGGCCUUGGUGCAUGUCAGGCGUGAGCAGAGUGUGUAUUUCAGUUGACCUGUAAUGGUGAUUAUCUGCCUCUGCUUCAAUCAAUAAAAAACAAUUGAGUCACUGAAA